GCAGAACUCAGACUGGAUGCAUUUCUAUUUGACAGGCUUCUUUUGGCAUACGUAAUGAUACCAAUCAUGCAGAGAGAAGUCAACACCUUUGUAGAUGUGGUAUGGAACUGUCACAGAAUCCAUGAGCAAAGAGACACUUUCCUACCUGAUGGAGUGCCCAAUCACAUGUACAGUUUUCCAGAUAAAUAUGGACUGGAGGACCGUGGUAGGUAUCUGUGUAAUUUUUUUUACCAGGGUUCUACUUUUGAUCAGUGUCAGGAUUCCAAGUAAAAACUGGCACAAGGGCAGUAGGGAUCCAAGAGUCAAAUAUAGGCAAAGUCGUGAAAAUGUAUGACAACUUACAAACUAAGUGAAUCAAAGUGAAUCUCAAACAUCAUUCGCUAACUCAAGUCACGUACAAUGAUUGUGUGACAGUAGUCAAGCCCCCUGGAAGUGAUUGUCAAUUUGAAAAGUGGAACUGCAAAAUAGCUUCUUAUUUCAGAUUUAUGGGGUUUCUGCAGUACAUGACAAGCUUCUAAAAAAUCCUGCUUUAACAACCACUAUUGUAUAUUGUUUUUAUUCACUUUUUUGAAAUAUUUCCAAACUACUAUUUUGUGGGUUUUAUUAAAAAAAUUUGAGUCACCUUCAUUAAGCACUAGUACCUAUUUUGAAGGAUAUGAAGUCACAGAGGAACAGCUAGAAGAAGUUGCGGAGCCUUCAGAAGUUCUCGCCAGCAAUGAUGAUUACUUGAGUGCUGAGUUCAGGAAUAAAUGUGAACAAGUAAUCCCUGAUCCAUUAGAGAUUGAUGUCAGUGAUUUUGCACAUGCUUUUUGGUAUCUCAAAGAAAAUGUAGAUAUACAUACAUAA
Molecule: messenger RNA, 846 nt
Organism: Porites lobata
Lineage: Eukaryota; Metazoa; Cnidaria; Anthozoa; Scleractinia; Poritidae
Source: the annotation of a GenBank genome assembly